Messenger RNA from Oenanthe melanoleuca, 3878 nucleotides. RefSeq names its product phosphatidylinositol-4-phosphate 5-kinase type 1 alpha (gene PIP5K1A). Bases 22 to 1710 code for a protein of 562 amino acids. Gene Ontology annotation, biological process: phosphatidylinositol metabolic process. Lineage: Eukaryota; Metazoa; Chordata; Aves; Passeriformes; Muscicapidae. The record is from RefSeq and is a predicted model, not a curated record. Gene Ontology annotation, molecular function: phosphatidylinositol kinase activity. The transcript is spliced from 16 exons.
GGGCGCAGCGCGCGCUCCAAGAUGGCGGCGGCGGCGGCGGGGCCCGAGUCCGGCGGGAGCAGCGGCAGCAGCGGCGGCCUCGGCGGAUCCAACACCUUCAAAAAAUCCCUGACUCCUGAGAUGCCAGGAGGAUCCCAAACCAUCCGAAAAGGCCACAGAGGAGUGGAUUCCACAGGAGAAACCACCUACAAAAAGACCACCUCCUCAGCCCUGAAGGGAGCCAUCCAGCUGGGCAUCACUCACACCGUGGGCAGCCUCAGCACCAAGCCCGAGCGCGACGUGCUCAUGCAGGACUUCUACGUGGUGGAGAGCAUCUUCUUCCCCAGUGAGGGCAGUAACCUGACCCCCGCCCACCACUACAACGAUUUCCGCUUCAAGACCUACGCGCCCGUGGCCUUCCGCUACUUCCGGGAGCUCUUCGGGAUCCGCCCCGACGACUACCUGUACUCCCUGUGCAGCGAGCCCCUGAUCGAGCUCUCCAACUCGGGCGCCAGCGGCUCGCUGUUCUACGUCUCCAGCGACGACGAGUUCAUCAUCAAAACCGUGCAGCACAAGGAGGCCGAGUUCCUGCAGAAGCUCCUGCCUGGCUAUUACAUGAACCUGAACCAGAACCCCAGGACCCUGCUGCCCAAGUUCUACGGGCUGUACUGCGUGCAGGCGGGCGGGAAGAACAUCCGCAUCGUGGUGAUGAACAACCUGCUGCCGCGCUGGGUGCGCAUGCACCUCAAGUACGACCUCAAGGGCUCCACCUACAAGCGCCGCGCCUCGCCCAAGGAGCGCGAGAAGGUUUUCCCCACCUUCAAGGACCUGGACUUCAUGCAGGACCUGCCCGACGGGCUCUUCCUGGACUCGGACAUGUACAACGCCCUGUGCAAGACGCUGCAGAGGGAUUGCUUGGUGCUGCAGAGUUUCAAGAUCAUGGACUACAGCCUGCUGGUGGCCAUCCACAACCUGGACCUGGCGCAGCGCGAGCGCGCGGCCGGCACGGCCGGAGGGGACGGCCCCGGGCGGCCGGCGGCACAGAGAGCGCUCUACAGCACGGCCGUGGAGUCCAUCCAGGGGGAGGCACCCAGGGGAGGGACAUUCGAGACUGAGGACCAGAUGGGCGGGAUUCCCGCCCGGAAUUCCCGCGGGGAGCGGCUGCUGCUCUACAUCGGCAUCAUCGACGUGCUGCAGUCCUACAGGUUCGUGAAGAAGCUCGAGCACUCCUGGAAGGCGCUGGUGCACGAUGGGGACACGGUGUCCGUGCACCGGCCCAGUUUCUACGCCGAGCGCUUCCAACGCUUCAUGUGCCACACGGUGUUCCGGAAAAUUCCACUGAAACCUUCCCCGUCCAAGAAGAGCCGGGGCCAGGCCGGGCCCAGGAGGAGCCAGGGGGGGAUCCCAGCCCCAAACCCCGCCCAGGGAUCAGGGGAUGGCAGGGCCCAGCCAGGCCCUGAGGCCGACCUGGAGCAAGGUUCCAGGCCGGAUCUCCUGCCCCGCUCCAUCCCAGACCCCGGCUGUGACUCGGUGCCCACGUCCCUGUCCCUGUCCCUGUCCAGCCCCUCCCUCGGCAGCGCCGGCGCCGCGUCCCCCCCCAGCAGGUCCGUGGGGGUUGAAGUUCACCCAGGGCCCGGAGCAGCUCCUGGAAUUUCCCUGCCCAGUGGAUCCCCCGGCCCUUCCCUGCCCCUGGAGCUGGAGGAGCUGCAGGAGACCGAGAUCAGCUUUUGAAUCGACGCCGUUGGAAUCCCAAAAAUCCUUCGGAAUUUCUUCUUCUCCCACCAAUCCUGGGAGCUGGAAAACCAGGAAUGGCCCCUGGGAAAAUCUGGGAAUGUGGAAAUUCCCUCUGGAAUUCUCGGAGCCGCCGAAUUCCUUGGAAAACCGAGGAUGAAAAUCAGGACAAAAAAGGACCUGAAAUUCCCAGGAAUUCCCGAAUUUUGGGCUAAAAAAAAAAAUGGGAAAGAAUUCCUGGAAAAUUCCCAGCGGGAAUCAGACCCACCCCGACUUUUUUGGGAAUUUUUUGGGGGAAUUUUUGGGGUUUUAUUUUUAUUUUUAUCCUGAUUUUUUUUAUUUUUGUUUUUAAAUUUCCUGCCUAGUUUUUAGUGUUGUGGGAAUUCUUGGGAUUAUUAAUUAUUAGUAAUUAUUAAUUAUUAUUUUUUUAUUCCUAAAUCGGGAUUUGCUCCAUGGAAAAUCCUCUGGAAAACAGGGGGAAAAAAAAGGAGGAAAAAUCAGGGAAAAGUUCCUGGCUCCUCCCUUUUCCCAGCAGGAAUUUUGGGAAGUUGUUCCCAUAAUCAGGAAAAAUUUUCUUGGAAUGUUUUGGGAAUUUUUUUUGAAUUUUCUUGGAAUUUUGGGGAAUUUUUUGGGGAUUUUUUUUUGGAUUUUGUGGAAUUUUUAGGGGAUUUUUUGGGAUCUUCAGAAUCCAAUCCCAUUCUGCGAUUUCCACCUAAAUUUUUUAAGGAUUUCCCUCCAAAAUCCCACUUUUCCAAUCCCCAAAUUCCCCUUUUUUAAAACCUCUUGACAUUCCCACAAAAUUCCUGGAGCGGAUUUUUGGAUGGGAAAAAAAAUUCCAAACCUGGAUCCAUCCCAAAAAAAUUCCCAAAAAUCCCAAAAUUCUGGAGCAACCCCUGGAGCUGGAGCUGAUUUUUGCUCCCUGGUUGUUUUUUUUAUGGAAUAAAACCCAAUUUUUUUCCAAAAUUCCCACUUGGAAAAAUCCCAUUUUUUUAAUGAAAAACCCAAAAUUUUGAGCUUUUUAUGCUGUAAAAAUCAUGGAAUGUAGAGCAGGGAGGGAAUUUUUCCCAAAGCUCUUCCCACUUUUCCCUUUUUCCACAUUUUUUUACAGAAAAGCUGAUUUUUCCCACCCUAAAAUCCCAGAUUUUUCCCCUCUGGAAUUGCCUUAUCCCGGGAAUCCUCAGCUCAGCAAUUCCCACCUGGAUUUUUCCAAGAUUCCCAAAGGGAAUUUGGGGAAAAUUCCAUUGGAUUUUCUCUUUUUUUUCCAGGAAUUUUCCCUUUUUCCCUUGGAAUAUUUGUCUAUAUUAGACAAAUUCCCUCCCAGUCCCAUUUUAUUCCCAUUUUUUAUCGGAUCAGGAGGGGGAAAUGCCCCAAUUUUCCCAUUUUUUCCCCAAUUUUCCCAUUUUUUUCCCAUUUUUCCCCCAAUUUUCCCAGUUUUUCCCCCAUUUUCCUCCAUUUUUUCCCAAUUUUUUCCCAAUUUUCCCAUUUUUUUUGCCCCCCAGAACAGAAUAUUUAUGAAUAUUUAAAUAUUUUUGGGAUAAUUCCCCUUUUUCCUGGGAAUUCUCCUCAUCCAGAGGCUUUUGGGGGGUGGGGUUGGAAUUUUUGGGAUUGGGGUUUUUUGUUUUUUAGGGUUUUUUUUUUGGGAUUUGCCUGUUCCAAAGGUGGAAAUUUGGGAAUUCUGGGGGGAAUUUUCCAGGAGAAAAAGAGAAUUUGGCUCUUCCUGGGCAUGGAGGGACUUUUCUGGGAAUGGGAAUGGAAUUUUCCUGGAUUUGGGAUGGAAUUUAUGGAAUUUUUCAGGAGUUGGGACAGAAUUCAUGGAAUUUUCCUGGACUUGGGACAGAAUUCAUGGAAUUUUCCUGGAUUUGGGAUGGAAUUUUCAUGGACUUGGGACAGAAUCCACAGAAAUUUUGUGGACUGGGAAUGGAUUUUUCCUGGAUUUGGGACAGAAUUCCUGGAAUUUUCAAGCUGCCAUUCCCAGGGAGAAUCUGGUGCCUCUGGAUCAUGGAUGGAGUUCUCCUGGAAUUCCUGGAAUGUUCAUGGGAUUUUUCCUGCAUUUGGGAAUGAAACUCAUGGAAUUUUCUUAGAAUUUUCCUGGAUUUGGGAACGGAAUUCCUGGAAUGUUCAUGGAAUUUUCCUGCAUUUGGAAAUGAAGCUCGUGGAAUUUUCAUGGA